CCAUCACAAUACGACAGACAACUCAAACAUCUUCAUAUAAAUAGCAACAGCGAAGCAUAUUUCUUUCAAGUAUUGUUUGUUCAAAAUGGAUAGGCAAGCAUUUGAGUUGAUGUGUUUUUUAACGCUCUUGACAUAUUUUUUGCUGUUCAAUGUUACCUACGCGAUGACAAGACAACAGCUGAAAAAUUCAGGAAAAAUUAUGAAAAAGUCCUGUAUACCGAAAAACGAUGUAACUGAAGAUAUGGUCGGUUCAAUAGAGCAGGGAAAAUUUAUAGAAGAAAGAAAUGUUAUGUGUUACAUCGCAUGUAUUUACACUACGACUCAAGUGGUAAAAAAUAAUAAAUUAAGCCAUGAAGCCCUGCUCAAACAGGUAGACAUGAUGUUCCCGGCCGACAUGCGAGUCGCUGUCAAGGCUAUGGCUGAAAAAUGCAAGGACGUUUCAAAGAAAUACCAAGAUAUAUGUGAAGCUUCAUAUUGGACUGCAAAAUGCAUGUACGAUGCUGACCCGGCCAACUUUGUUUUUCCUUAAAUAGCUUAAAAAUUAUGUUGUGAUACAUAAUAUAUGUAUUAUAUGUAGUUGUGAUACAUAAUAUAAGCAUUGCAUUUGAAA
Cydia strobilella is the source of this 610-nucleotide messenger RNA. RefSeq names its product general odorant-binding protein lush-like. The transcript has 5 exons. The coding region runs from base 86 to 529 and encodes 147 amino acids. The record is from RefSeq and is a predicted model, not a curated record. Gene Ontology annotation, molecular function: odorant binding; dibutyl phthalate binding. Gene Ontology annotation, cellular component: extracellular region. Gene Ontology annotation, biological process: sensory perception of smell; olfactory behavior. Lineage: Eukaryota; Metazoa; Arthropoda; Insecta; Lepidoptera; Tortricidae.